AUGGCUGCAUCAGCCGGACAGGCAAGCAAUGGUGCCAAUUCGUUUCUCGAUAGAUAUCGAUCAAAUUUAAAUACACCACGAGGAGGUCAAACUAAUAAUAAUAAUAAUAAUUAUGCACCACCAAAUAAUAGUUAUCAACAACCACAACAACAACAACCAAGACAAGUAUUAACACAACAACAAAAUUCACAAAAUUAUGGUCCAAAUGUUGAUACAUCAGUAUAUCGUACUCAAGGCAAUGUUUUUCAUGAUGAACGUGCUGGAAAUGAUAUUCUUGCUCGUGCUGGUCCAAGUCAUCAUUACCAACGCGCGGAUUAUCGUACCCAUGAAAUUAUUUCAUCUGAUGGUCGACUGGACAAUUUAAAUGUACAAAUGGAUCAUGAACCAUUACGUGUUGUUAAACCAAAUGAACAAAAUGUUCAUUAUAAACAACAAGUUAAUGUACGCUUUUUGGAACCACCACCAGGACCUGAACCAGCACCAAUUAUCAUUAAGGAACGUCAUGCACCAGCACCACCUGCACCACCUCCAUUGGUUAUUCGACAACGUCCACCAACUCCACCAACACCUCCACCUCUUAUUAUUCGUGAACGUCCACCAACACCACCAGUUCAACAACAACCUCAAAUUAUUGAAAAGAUUUUACCAGCACCACCAGCUCCACCUCGUCAAGUUAUAGUCGAACGACUUCCACCACCACCACCAAAACCACGGCAAGUUAUUUAUGAAAAAUGGUUACCUUAUGAAGAUACUAAAGAACGACCAGUUAUUGUCCAUCGAGCACCACCUCAAGAAGUAAUUAAACAACCAAAAAAUCUUAUUAUUGAAUAUGAACAAGCACAAGCUCAUCAUGAACAAGUUAUUGUUGAUGAAGGUGUUUUUCGUGCCGAUCCUAAAUCACAUAAUUCAACAAGUACUCCUGGGGAAAUACGUAUUGUUGAUAAAAUAUCUGAUCUUCCAGUGAAUUAUUCGAAAUAUUUAACAAAUCGUAAUACUACAUCUCGAUCAUUACCAUCUUCAAGUAGCUAUGAUCAACAACAAGGAGCUCAACCACAGGCAAGUCAAACUGGACCAGCACAACAAUAUCGUGCAAACACUUACAGUAAUCCAGGUGCAUAUCAAACAACCUAUCGUGCAUCAUAUAAAAAUCAAACUGGAAAUCGAAAUGGUUUAGGACCAAAUAGUAACAACGAUGUAAAUCAAUCGGCAAACUUUGCAAAAUAUACUUAG
Adineta steineri is the source of this 1230-nucleotide messenger RNA. The record is from the annotation of a GenBank genome assembly. Lineage: Eukaryota; Metazoa; Rotifera; Eurotatoria; Adinetida; Adinetidae.